Messenger RNA from Calidris pugnax (ruff), 671 nucleotides. Its product is annotated as BTB/POZ domain-containing protein KCTD20-like. The annotation marks the transcript as partial. The record is from RefSeq and is a predicted model, not a curated record. NCBI's taxonomy places the organism in Eukaryota, Metazoa, Chordata, Aves, Charadriiformes, Scolopacidae. The transcript has 2 exons. Gene Ontology annotation, cellular component: cytoplasm. Gene Ontology annotation, biological process: positive regulation of phosphorylation.
CUUUCCCAAGUCCUUUACAGUUCCAAACUCUACAGAUUCUUCAAGUACAUCGAGAACCGCGACGUCGCAAAAGCUGUGUUAAAGGAACGGGGCCUGAAAAAUAUUCGCAUUGGCAUUGAAGGGUACCCCACCUGUAAGGAGAAGGUGAAGAGGAGACCUGGUGGCCGCUCAGAGGUGAUCUACAACUACGUCCAACGCCCCUUCAUCCAGAUGUCCUGGGAGAAGGAAGAAGGAAAAAGCCGUCACGUUGAUUUCCAGUGCGUUCGGAGCAAAUCUCUAACCAACCUGGUCACGGUGGGCGAUGACGUUUCAGAGGACCACGAGGUUAUAAUGCACCACCCCCCCCAAGUAGAUGAACUGGACAGGCUCAACGCACCCUUUUCCCAGAUGGCUGUUAACGAUCUACCCGAUUAGUGGUGGCUCAGGGUGGAAAGUCCUGCUUGAUGUGGGAACACGUCUCGGCGUAGUUUCAUCCCAGGGGAUGCUGCCAAGGUGCUUUCUCUUCUUAGUACGUUGUCAUAUUUCAAGCAUGUUAAUAAAGAGCCACACUGCAUAGUCUAAUUGUGCAAUCAAAAGCAACGUCUCCUCAAACAGAAAGAAAAAUGAUGCUGUUUGUUUCUACUACAAAGGCUUCCAGACUGGUGGGUGCUGAAUAUUUUACCUAAACUUCU